Molecule: messenger RNA, 3066 nt
Organism: Fulvia fulva
Lineage: Eukaryota; Fungi; Ascomycota; Dothideomycetes; Mycosphaerellales; Mycosphaerellaceae
Exons: 2
Coding region: 1-3066 (1021 amino acids)
Biological process (GO): establishment of cell polarity; positive regulation of G2/M transition of mitotic cell cycle
Cellular component (GO): cell septum; cytoplasm
Source: RefSeq, a predicted model, not a curated record
AUGGCCGCGCCGAUGACCGAAAGGCAGCGGGAGCUGGAAAGGAGAUACCUCGCCAACCAGGCCCGCAAGAAACACGCACCGCAGCUCAGCAUCAGCGACGACUCCCACCACGUGACUGAUAUCAUCGGCUCCUGGUAUGAGGAGCGCGGCAACACAACCACCACCACCCCGGCCCACGGCAGCAGCAACAAAGGCGGCGGUGGCAGCAGCAGCAACAACAACAGUGGAACCCUUGGUGGCAGCGGUGCAGGCGUGGGAAUCGGCAUGGCAGCGGGCCACCGUCCACUGAGCUACAUCAACAGCCCGAGCGAGCGCGAGGGCUUUGAGGCGCGGAAGCAGCGACGGCAUGGCACUCUCAUCGAUGCACAGGCACAGCAGGCGCAGCAGGCACAGGCACAGACACACACGCAGACGCAAGCGCGGAGUCCCACGGCCAGCGGCAGCAGUCCCACUACUGCCACCUCCCCGUCGCGCGUGCCCCUCCCUCGUGCCCUGAGCAGCGACAGAGUGGCUUCCGCUUCACCCACCGCCAGCUCCGGCAGCCUUCCCUCACCCAAGGCCCUGCAUCGCAUGAGCUCGCUGGGCUCCGAGACCUCCACUGCCAAUGCCUCGCCAACCUCCCCGCCGCCUCUGAGCCGCCAGUCGUCCACCGACACCGCUGUCCAGCACUUCCCACUGAACGACAUCGACUACGAAUCGAGUCCCGCCGCGGUGCAGCAAGAGCUGAGCAACCUCCAGGCCAUUCGCCGCAUGUCUAUGAGCAUUGAUACUGCCGAUCCAGACCUGCCCUCCUUUAGCAACAUCCCGACUGUUGCGCCCAGCAAAUCCGACGACGAAGAUGAUCCCUCGCAGUUGUUUUGGGUUCCCGCACGACUCCACCCUGAGCUGGCACCAAAAGAGUUCAAGACGUUCAUCGAGGACAGAGUGGAUAAGAUACGGAGAAGGUCAGGCGGAGAGGACAGUCUGACGCCAGAGACGUUAGAGCGAGCAGGCUCCGGUAGCAGUCUACGGCGGAAGAAGAGUAUGCUCUCUCAUCAAAUUGACACCAAGGGUAACUACCAGGAUGGUGCAGAAAGAUUGGAGCGGAAGAAGUCCAAGGGCCUAUCAGUGGAGGGCCAGGCUACAGUGGCAAAUUUGUCUGAUCUCGAGGCUCUGGUCAAUGAUCCCGCACAGCUGAUGCGUCGCAUGAGUCUGGACAAUGCUCGACGAUCACAAGACUCUACAGGGGAGAUGGGGCCGGACGGAGAGCUCGCAGACAUGCCGAUACUUCCUCCGGUCGGCACCCUGAAGCGAUCGACGAGGACCACAUAUCGAAGAGGUAGCCUGAAGAAAGGCGAGCGGGUGCCGUUCUCUCGACGUGCCCGGGAACGUCGUGUCGAUUCCGAGAACGAGGACUCCCCAAGCUCUCCGACAGGUCCAAGCACCGAAGAGAGCGCAGAAGAGCCCCCGACGCUUGGGCUGACCAGGGUACAAACUGAGCCUAUACCUGCACAGAACGACGCCUACGACGGCAACUCACAAUCGAGAUCCGCUCGCCACAGCAACAGACUGGGAUCGUCACAACCUUCCGAGGACCUUCCAGCGGAACACGAGAAGAGGAGGACGAAAUCACCUCCGCUGUCUAGAGAAGAGCAUUAUCGUCAACCAGAACAGCACAAUGACUCUACACAGUCUGCGGCGCAAACCUCGUCGUCGUCACAACAACCAAAACAAUUCCACUCUCGCAUUGCGUCGCCAGGGCGAACGACGGCUCAACUACCCGGAUACAACAACACGAAUCCGCUUCCCCAAAUCGUAGAAACUCUUCCGGAUGGCAGUAAAGUGCCCGUCAGCAAUCUUGGUCAACCAUUGCCCGAACGUAAAUCCUCACAUGAGGUUCCACGCCAGUUCCAGAGAGGAGGAGCGCACAUGCGACCUGUACCAGGUCGGGAGAAGACGGCUUCAUCCAGUUUGGACGACUUAUCAUCCCACCCCUCCCCAUUACCGGGCAGUGGCAAUACCAGAACAGAUGCGUUGACCAUAGUGCCAACGUUUGAUGAGAGAAAGGCCGAGAAGAAGGAAGCGCCACGGAAAAGCAGUUGGAAAUGGAUUCUGGGCAGCGACGACAACGACAAGAAAUCGAAAGACGACCAAUCAGAAUCGUCGAAGAAAUCCAGCAAACUGUCUAAGCAGUCCGCUGACAAGGCGAGACUUGAUGUGUUGCAGAACUCGAUAGACGGUACGGUACCUGCCCGAGGACGUGAAAGCAUAGUGCUGAACCGGGAAGACAUCGAGCUAGACGAGGAGCGCAAGAAGGAAGGCAAGAAGCCAGCUCAGCCCAAGAAGGAGAAGGAGAAGGACGGAUUGCUAUCCGCGCUCUUCGGCGGCAGGAAGAAGACGUCUGACGGCGAUCUGAAAGAGAAGAAGCGUAAGACUGAUCGAGGGCUAUCCCCGGAGCCGGCGCCUCGGAUUCUCAAACCCGACAUUGAUUACAAUUGGACCCGCUUCAGUAUUCUGGAGGAACGAGCCAUAUACCGCAUGGCCCAUAUCAAGCUUGCCAACCCGAGGCGAGCAUUGUACAGCCAGGUGCUACUGUCGAAUUUUAUGUAUUCUUACCUUGCAAAGGUUCAGAUGAUGCACCCUCAAAUACAGAUACCCGCUGCUCAGCGAGCGGCACAACAACGAGGCCAGAAGGAACAAGAACCACAGCAGGCGCAACAGCAGCAGCAACAGCAUCCCCCUGAGUACAAUCAGUACCAGAGGUGGCAGGAGCAACAAGCACGAGAGCAAGCAGCUCAACAAUCGCAGGACAACUCAAGCCGCACAAGUUUCGAUAUGAUCCACGAAGGGCAACAGCGGGACAGCUUUGAUCCGAACGAUCAAUCCUCAAGCAACCACGACCGACAAAAGUCCGACGACCACGGCCGUAAUGCAUACGCCUACUCCUCUCAAUCUGGCCCGGGGCACGCGCGAACGAAUGGUGGGAACUACAGCGUGGCGAGUACUCACGAUUAUCUCGGGUACUCUAGCCAACAGCAGGACUUGUGGGAAGAUGAUGAACGAGAACAGGAACUGUGGUCUCGAUGA